Molecule: messenger RNA, 1786 nt
Organism: Chelonus insularis
Lineage: Eukaryota; Metazoa; Arthropoda; Insecta; Hymenoptera; Braconidae
Product: cytochrome P450 6k1-like
Exons: 4
Coding region: 52-1557 (501 amino acids)
Molecular function (GO): iron ion binding; oxidoreductase activity, acting on paired donors, with incorporation or reduction of molecular oxygen; monooxygenase activity
Source: RefSeq, a predicted model, not a curated record
GGCUAGUAUAUAAGUUGCAACAGGUAGCUAAAGUUUCAUUAUUCUCUAAUCAUGGCUCUCAAUUACAGCGAAAGCCUACUAGCAGUUAUUACGGCAGUGAUUGUCUUUAUUUUUACAACUAUCUACUUUUACUCACGUUAUAAAUUAAACUAUUGGAAACGUCGUGGAGUGGAACAGUUACCUACAAGACACUGGCUUUUUGGUAAUUUUAAAAACGCUAUUUUAUUUCGUACUGCUCCAGGAUGGCAUCUAGGAGAACUUUAUCGUCAAGCCACAACAGACUCACCUUAUGUUGGCUUUUAUAUCUUCCAUAAGCCAUGUCUUCUUCUCCGAGAUCCAGAGAUUAUCAAGCAGAUCCUUAUCAGAGAUUUUGAAAACUUUUCUGAUCGUCAUUUCGCUGGUUCUCAACAAAAGGAUAGCAUUGGUAUGAGAAAUUUAUUUGGACUCAAAAAUCCAGCUUGGAAAUAUUUAAGAACUAAAAUUACUCCAACUUUAACUCGUGGAAAGUUGAAGCAAAUGUUUCCAUUAAUGAGAGAAACAGGAGAACCAAUGAUGAAUUAUAUUGAACAACAAAAAGCUGAUGAAAAAGGGGUGAAAAAACUUGAUGCUCAAGAACUUAAUUAUAAAUACACUUCUGAUCUUAUUGCUAGUGUUGCUCUUGGUACAAAAAUGGAUUCUUUCAAUAAUCCUAACGCUGAAUUUAAUAAGGCUGUUAUGGAAUUUUUCCAUGGAUUCAAAAGAAUGAUAGCUUUGGUGACAGUAUUUUUCAUGCCUGAACUUGUUGACGUAAUUGGUUCUCCAAUGCUUUUUAACUCAAAAUUUGUUAAAGAAGUUUUUUGGAAUGCUGUAGAAUCACGUGAAAGAACUGGCAAAAAGAGAGGCGAUUAUAUUGAUUCUAUAAUUCAAUUGAAAAAUGGUGAACAAAAUCCUCUUUACAAAUUUGAAGGUGAAAAUUUGCUUUUCCAAUCAGGUACAUUCUUUUCUGGUUUCGAAUCAAGCUCAACCACAACUGCAUUCACUCUCAUGGAACUAGCAAGACACAAAGAAUAUCAAGAUCGUGUCAGAGAUGAAAUUAAAAAGACAAUUGAAAAAAAUGGUUGGACCUAUGAAGCAUUUAAUGAAACGAAAUUUUUGGAUCAGUGUAUUGCUGAAGGUAUCAGACUUCACCCACCUGUUUCUACAAUUGACAGGAAAACUCGAGAUGAUUAUACUAUUCCCAAUACUGACAUCGUCAUAGAAAAAGGCACUGCUAUUUACAUCUCGCUCUAUGGUCUCCAAGAAGAUCCAAAGCAUUUCCAAGACCCUGAAGUAUUCAACCCUGAACGUUUUAGUGAUGAAAGCAGUAUUCCUGAUGCAUACAUACCUUUUGGAGCUGGACCAAGAAUGUGUGUUGGAAUGAAAGUUGGACAGCUACAUGCCAAAGUCGUAAUUGCUACAAUUUUAUCACAAUAUGAAAUUUACCAGAAACUGGAAGACAAAAAUGAAUUAGAUCCACGUUCAACUUUUACAGCAGCCGUUCACGGCAUCAAUGUUGAAUUUCGGAAAUUGACUACAUAAAUCCAUCGGUAUUUUUUUUUAUAUUGUAGAAUAUUGCUAUAAAUUACUUGCAUAAUUUCGAUUUUUCGUUCUCACAUCAAAGGGUCCGGAAUCAGGAAGACUGAUAUUCACAUAAAAUAAUAAUUUAUAACUAAUACAGUAAUCGAGUAUUUUUAUUGUUGUAUAAAUAUCGAAAAUGUUUGAUAUUGAAAUAUUAAAAUUUUAUUUAAUCAAUAAAUAUAAAAUGCAA